This is a messenger RNA of Gongylonema pulchrum, 582 nucleotides long. NCBI's taxonomy places the organism in Eukaryota, Metazoa, Nematoda, Chromadorea, Rhabditida, Gongylonematidae. The record is from the annotation of a GenBank genome assembly.
AUGAACUUUAAUGGUGUUGUGCUUAAAAAUGAAUCACAGUGGGCCAGAAAUGCAACAAGCCCCGGACUAGAAAUUGCUUCCUAUAUAACAAAUAUGGAAUCAGCCAAGCUGAUCAAACUGAUGUAUCGUGGCGAGCGUGUCGGCGAUUGGACUGUAGAGGAAACGAAGCGUUAUGAGCUGGGCAUCGUGCAUUACUUCCAAAAGUAUAAGAGAAAAAGUGCCGGAGCUAAAGACAGCUUGGUUACCUUUUAUAAAGAAAGACAAAGAAAUCGUUAUUAUUCUCGAAAAGUUAUUGAUUCGGUGCUUCGAAUUUUCAGUGUCUAUAAACCGAAACAUAUUCGUGUAAUGAUUGUUUCAUUCGAAUAUGUCGAUGCCGAGAUCACACGUGCUGGCCUAAGUAUGCUUCCGUAUUUGAUUGUUGGUUUUGUAAUAAUGUCAUUUUGUUCAACGAUUUCGACGCUUCUCAGCGCUGCAUAUAUGCAACAAAUGAAUCUUCAUAAAGUUAGUAAUUCUAAUGGUCAAUUGGUACUGGCUUGUAUUCUGAAACAAUUCUCGGAUGAUUUACUCUCAUUCUUGCGGUAA